This is a messenger RNA of Cydia pomonella (codling moth), 3131 nucleotides long. It is a transcript of the gene Arv1, whose product is annotated as protein ARV1. The transcript has 7 exons. The record is from RefSeq and is a predicted model, not a curated record. NCBI's taxonomy places the organism in Eukaryota, Metazoa, Arthropoda, Insecta, Lepidoptera, Tortricidae. Bases 90 to 932 code for a protein of 280 amino acids. Gene Ontology annotation, cellular component: cortical endoplasmic reticulum; Golgi apparatus. Gene Ontology annotation, biological process: regulation of plasma membrane sterol distribution; sterol metabolic process; intracellular sterol transport.
GUCAAAACUGUCAAAUAAAAUUUGUAGUGAUGUAUCGCAUAAGCAAACCGAGUAUUUAUCGUACAUUUUCACAGAAUGAAUACUAAAAAAUGGCCGAGAAUAAACCUUACAAAUGCGUAAAUUGUGGAGAGGCAUCGGCGGCCUUAUACAAAACUUACGGCCCGUCCGUUUUGAAGCUGACCAAAUGUGAUAAAUGCAAUGGAAUUGUUGACAAAUAUAUUGAAUAUGAUCCGGUGAUUGUAAUGAUAGACCUAGUACUGGUAUCGAAGGAAGCCCAGAGACAUGUACUGUACAACACAGAGUUUAAGGCAUAUUGGAAGCUACUCAUAAUCCUGAUAAUGAUAGAAACAUACGGUCUAUGGCGGAGCGACAGCUUGUUCAAUAUUGUGGUUCACACUACCUGUGGUAUACAGACUAACAAUACCACAUUGAAUAUAACACACUUACCUUCAUCCCUUCAAUGGGGGGCUCCAGCAUGGUGGCGGCGCCGCUGCGGCGGCUGGCAGCCAGAGGAACGGGAUGAACGAGACCUGUUCAUAUGGGAGAAGCAUUUCUACAUACAGUUCAUUUCUACAUUCGCUGGUGUGACAGCGUUCAUACUUACGAUGCACCUCGCUAUGAAACUGCUGAAGCUUUUCAUUCCACAGAACGAAACCCGCUUCACAUCAUUACUAAAAGCGUUCUCGCUGGCCAACGUGAGCAUCCUGCUGACCCUCCCAAUGCUGGUGUGGGGUUCGGAUCCCGUCGCCGAGACUAGAGCUUUUCACUAUGGAUUGGUCUUCGUGUAUAGCUUUGCUGUGCACCUUAAUACUUUUAUUGUUCUCUACGGCUGUCCAAUGAUGGCCACAGUGCUAGUACUGACGGCGAGCAACUGCAUGAAAUACCUCACCACCUACCACACGACACCGUUCAUAAGGAACCUGUUACAGUAGUCGCAGAUACCAAUGAGAAUUGAGUAUAGACCUAGGCUUGAAAACCGGUUAAAUUACGAAACCGUUAUCAUGCACUUGGCGCAAAACCUUUUAACCUUUUGAACGCCACGCCUAUCGCACGCGGCGCGUAAUCGUGAACCUUGUCGGUACGCAUGAAGGUUGAUAUUGGGCUGAAGCCGAGCGCGUCAUAUGACGUCUUUGGCGGUCAAAAGGUUAAUAUCGGUUACGCUCGAAAAACCGAUUUUCAUGAGAACAGUUCUUGUCAAAUUAACCGAUUUAGAGCAAUAUAAACCGGUUUAUUCCUAUGUACCGACAUGUUUACGUAACACACCACCAGGCAGACAGGCUAGCACACGAUUGGCGCGAGAGUAUCUCGCGGCGAGAUAGACUACCCGUCCCUCUUUAAUUAUCAUAGUUAGAAAAAGACGGCUCUAAAUACUUUCGCGCCAAUCAUGUGCUAGGCCUACUGUCCGGUUUCGUCGCUCAUCGAAUAAACCGGUUUUUAUAGGUUACAAAUAAAAUUCUUAAAACGUUCGCGUUCUUAUAAAAGUUCGGACGAAAACCGAAAUAAACCGGUUUACCGGUAUUUUAUAUACCGGGUCUGAGCCUUAUAGACAAACAGAAUUGAUUGUUAUACACCGUGUUUUUAUUGAAUACCGUUAACUUCGGGGUAUCGGUAAGUACCUUGAAGGAAACUAAAUGGCAUAGUUAAUUUUCAAAAAAAAGAUUUUUUUAAAUAUAUUUUUUAAUAGUUAAUUUUUUAUAAAAAGUAAUUAAAUGUUGCAUAUAGCAUUGUUGUAACACGGGCAUUACAUUUAAAUCAACCAAACAAUUGAAAACUGUGACAUCUCAAUGUCAUUUCGAACAUCGAUCGUCCGAGAUAGUAUGUACGUUUAGUAGCAAAUGUAUUAACUCGUACUAAACACUAAUCAAUAUGUAAAUAGACCCUAAGGGAAGUGUAAACGCUCGUGAGGGCCUUAUAACAUAAAAAUUAACUAUUGAUUAUCUCCGAAAUGGAGUUUAUUAGAAUACCGGUGUCUUUGAGAAAGUUUCUUAAUUUAAGCUCAGGGAUGCACCCUUGAAAUUAACGGAAAUCAAAAAAAGCACGGUGUAGAGAGGUAGUCUAAGAAAAAAACGUGCCUUUUAGUUUGACAUCCAAAACAGAUGGCGCUGUACUGAGCCAUAUGUUUGACAGUCACUGAAUCGUCAAAAAUCGCAGCCAAAUAACACUAGACCCUACUCAUAGUGUUGUGUUCCUGCCGGUGAGUAAGGUUGCCAGAGCUCAACGAGGGGGGUGGGGUUAGGGUCGACAACGCGCGCAUGUAAUUCCUCUGGAGUUGCAGGUGUACAUAGGCUACGGAGACUGCUUACCAUCAGGCAGGCCGUAUGCUUGUUUGCCACCGACGUAGUAUAAAAAAAAAUCGUCAAACGUCAACUUUUGACAGUCAGGGUUACUGCAAAAUGUAGCUGUACAGCGCCAUCUCGUUUAUCUGUCAAAUUCGAAACACCAAAUUGUUACACCAAGAUAAGUUGGCAGCCAUUUUGACAGUCGAGACAGUGCAAGUGUUAUUUUAAACGUCAAACUUUUAUGAAAUUAUGACUCAGACACUUGCACAGACUGGACAAUCAAAACCGCUGCAAACUUAUCUUGGUCUGGCUCUGCGCAUCUUACUUAAUCAAUGUAUCUUUGGUGUAGAGGCUUUUCAAAGUGAAUUUUGAAGUCAACUAAAUUUAUAUAUUGAACUUACUGUGGGACUUAAUUUCUGUAAUAAUUACUAAGAAUUGGGAGAAUCAACUUUUUAGCGUCACUCGUUGCCAUGGUUACGAUUAGUUGUCCAGGGGACAAAAGUUCAUUGAAAUACUGAUUUUAUGGUACUUAAACGAAUUAAACUUGCGUUUUUGUGGUCGUUAUAACCAAUGUCCAUAAUGGGCCCCCUACUAAGCAUGUUAAUAGAACGGCAUACAACGUCUCUUCAAACAAACUGUGCCACUGUUGUCCCUUGAACAACGGGACAGGAUAAGAAAACAAAAAAGUUGAUUCACCCAAUUACAAAAAUAAACGAUAUUUUACUUGGUAUAAUUUUAACUAGGAUUUUUACAAUAUGUAUAUAAAAGUAAAAUAUAAAAACACUUACGACCGGUCGGAGUGACCCUGCCUAAGUGCCUAUGAAGCUGAUGGUCCCGGGUUCAAAUCCUGGU